Messenger RNA from Cladophialophora immunda, 458 nucleotides. RefSeq lists its product as uncharacterized. The record is from RefSeq and is a predicted model, not a curated record. The coding region runs from base 23 to 382 and encodes 119 amino acids. The transcript has 2 exons. Lineage: Eukaryota; Fungi; Ascomycota; Eurotiomycetes; Chaetothyriales; Herpotrichiellaceae.
CGACACUCCCAAGUAACAUUUCAUGGGCAUCUCUGUUGCCGACAGUUAUAGUCAUAGAAAUUCUGUUGUCCAUGAUCCCACCAUGUCAGAGAACAGGACUGUCACCCUCGAGGACCUCUCAAAGCAGCGGGUCACUGAAGCAAAACCACCCACGUCACGCAGCGACGUGAAGCCCAGUGAUCGCUCUGCACCCGACACUAUAGGUCAAGGUCUGUCAUCUCAGCCAGUCAGGCCAGAGACCACAAUUGCCUCGAGUGCUCAAAGUUCGAACGACUCGACAGGUCAUUUGGAGCCGAGAGCCGGACCCAUGAAGCCAACAUCAACACCGAUGUGGGAACAGAGUAUGGGAGUGGAUUUCACAGGAGAUAGAAAACUGUUGUAGGAUCGUGAGCUAGGUGAGCAUAGGGCGGCAUCACCCUCGUCCCAAAGAGAGGUGCGGCGGCCGUGGAUAUACCUCG